UCCUAGCGCAGCCCCUGGGUCUCCUCGGUCUCCUCCCGCCCCCUGGAAGCGCGCUGCGCUGCCUAGUGUAGCGAAGCGCGGCUCGCCAUGGGGAACCCGGUACUCCGGCCGGUGCUGCUGCUGCCGCCCUUGCUGCUGUUGCUGUUGGUGCUGCUGCUUGUCUUGCCGAGCAGCGGCUUCCCAGGAUCUGGAGACUCACCGCUAGAAGAUGAUGAAGUCGGGUAUUCAUACACUAGAUAUAAAGACACUCCAUGGUGCUCUUCCAUCAAGGUGAAGUAUGGGGACGUGUACUGCAGGGCCCCUCCAGGAGGGUACUACAAAACGGCCCUGGGAACCAGGUGUGACAUCCGAUGCCGGAAGGGAUAUGAGCUGCACGGCCCUUCCCAGCUGAUCUGCCAGUCAAACAAGCUGUGGUCUCACAAGGUCAUUUGCAAACAAAAGCGAUGUCCUACACUUGCCAUGCCCACAAAUGGAGGCUUUAAAUGCGCUGAUGGUGCCUACUUUAACUCCCGGUGUGAAUAUUACUGCUCACCAGGAUACACACUGAAAGGGGAGCAGACAGUCACAUGUAUGGACAACAAGGCCUGGAGUGGCCGACCAGCCACCUGUGUGGAUAUAGAACCUCCUAGAAUCAAGUGUCCCAGUGUGAAGGAACGCAUUGCGGAGCCCAAUAAGCUGACAGUUCGGGUGUCCUGGGAGACCCCAGAAGGAAGAGACACAGCAGAUGGCAUUCUUACUGAUGUUAUUCUUAAAGGCCUUCCCCCAGGCUCAAAUUUUCCAGAAGGAGAUCACAAGAUCCAGUACACAGUCUAUGACAGAGCUGAGAACAAGGGCACUUGCAAAUUUCAAGUGAAAGUAAGAGUCAGACGCUGCGGCAAGCUCAAUGUCCCAGAGAAUGGUUAUAUGAAGUGCUCCAGUGAUGGUGACAAUUAUGGAGCCACCUGUGAGUUCUCCUGCAUCGGUGGCUACGAGCUCCAGGGUAGCCCUGCCCGAGUAUGUCAGUCCAACCUGGCUUGGUCUGGCACCGAACCCACCUGUGCAGCCAUGAAUGUCAACGUGGGUGUCAGGUCAGCAGCUGCACUUUUGGACCAGUUUUAUGAGAAAAGGAGACUCCUCAUUGUGUCCACACCCACAGCCCGAAACCUCCUCUACCGGCUACAGCUGGGAAUGCUGCAGCAAGCACAGUGUGGCCUGGAUCUUCGACAUAUCACAGUGGUGGAGCUGGUGGGUGUAUACCCGACCCUCAUUGGAAGGAUAAGAGCAAAGAUUAUGCCUGCACCCCUAGCUCUGCAGCUCAGGCUAUUGCUACGAAUCCCACUCUACUCCUUCAGUAUGGUGCUGGUGGAUAAGCAUGGCAUGGACAAGGAGCGCUUUGUUUCCCUGGUGACACCUGUGGCCCUCUUCAAUCUGAUUGACACUUUCCCCUUGAGAAAAGAAGAGAUGGUCCUGCAAGCUGAAAUGGGCCAGAGCUGUACUACCUGAUGUGAUGUUCCUUUCUCAGCAAUACCUCUCCUCUUUCUACAUGGUGCCACACACAUGGGAAGGCCUUAAAAGUCUUUGAUGUACAGAUUUUUAUUUGUAAUUUUUAAAGUCUAUUUUAUUUUGAGCUUUCUUUGGCCUUAAAAAUUGAUACAAUGCUAUUUUUUACUUUGAAAUAUUUCAAAAAUUAUGCUAACAUAUUUACUCUUUAAUCUUCCUAACUCCAUCAUGGCUGGUCAAUUUUGUAGGAAAAUUAGCAACU
Fukomys damarensis (Damara mole-rat) is the source of this 1741-nucleotide messenger RNA. It is a transcript of the gene Srpx, whose product is annotated as sushi repeat containing protein X-linked. Bases 88 to 1482 code for a protein of 464 amino acids. NCBI's taxonomy places the organism in Eukaryota, Metazoa, Chordata, Mammalia, Rodentia, Bathyergidae. The record is from RefSeq and is a predicted model, not a curated record. The transcript has 10 exons.